Molecule: messenger RNA, 1827 nt
Organism: Phaeodactylum tricornutum CCAP 1055/1
Lineage: Eukaryota; Bacillariophyta; Bacillariophyceae; Surirellales; Neidiaceae
Exons: 4
Coding region: 266-1549 (427 amino acids)
Source: RefSeq, a predicted model, not a curated record
CAUCAAGCCAGGCCCGACACGACGAAUGUGACGGAAAAUAACAAAAACAUAAGGCCAAAGGGUUUCAAAGCGUUGCUUCACCCUCGACUCCUGCCGACCGUAAUCUAGCAUAUCUUUGCAGUAAAGUGCAUGCAAUCUACAAGCCUCCUUAGAUGUCAGACCUUGUCCAAGAAAAUAUCAACUCGUCCUUCACUCUCUGAACGACGUGUCCUGCUGGCGUAUUUCCUUUUUCUGCUUGUGCUGCUGGCGCUUUUCGUGCGAUCUGAUGUCGAACGGAAAACCUAAAACGCCAACCGCGGCAUUGAAUGAUCAAGCUGCUGAAGAAAGUGAGGGACCUUCUACAAAUUCAGAAAACGAGACAUUGACUGCGUUUGAUGUGCUGGGAAACGGGGCGACUAACAGUGAAAGUGACGGGCGGAACGACAGAUCUGCCGAAAGUAAAGCUUUGAAAACGGAACAAAAGUGGGAAGAACAUUUUAAAAAACUGGUGGCUUUCAAGAAACGGUUCGGACACUGCCUUGUCCCCAAUCGUUACAACGACGACUUUCAUCUUGGUAGUUGGGUUUCCACACAGCGCCGUUAUUAUAAGAUCUUAUUAUCUGGAACCAGUGCAUCUACGCCAAUGACUGCGGAAAGAGCUAAAAGGCUGACGCAGUUGGGAUUUUCUUGGGCAACAAAGGAUCCACGCCAUGUACCGUGGGACGAUCGGUACCAGGAACUCGUGGUUUUUGUCAGAGAAUACGGCCAUACACAGGUUCCCAUUGGUUGGCAAAAGAACACAAAGCUGGCAAACUGGGUUUCCACACAGAGACAAGAGUUCAAGCUGUUGCACAAAGGACGUUCCUCAAGAUUGACCCAAGAUCGCAUUGACAAACUGAAUGCAAUAGACUUUGUCUGGGAAGCUCAGCGAGGGGGUCCGCGCCGAGGUCCAAAGGCUUGUACGGUCGGGAAGGUAUCAGAAAAAGCAAAUCCGGUUCCGGGUGUGGGGCCACGUUCAAAUGCGUUAAUUAGUCUCUCUACAAAAUUAGAAGCAGAAUCGAGAGGGUGCACUACACAGACAAUGAAGUUGUGUGAUGUUGGGGUAGGUAUUCAACAGGUACCAUAUCUGGGUCGCGGUGAAUCCAGGCCGGCUCCAGCGCAGCCGGUAGUGCUCGGAACGUUGUCUGUUGCCCAGUUGUUGGAGCUGCAACAAGCGGUAGAAGUAGCACAAAGACCGUGGCAGGUUCUAGCACAUGGAGGAUUUCACCAAGGGCAGCUCCCACAACCGCUGCUGUCUUCGCAAACUGUCAGUGCGCAGUUUGGAUUCCAGCCAAUUCCGAAACCCUACGAGAGUCAACUCAUGCCUAAUGAACCACGGAAUUUGCAGCUACCUCGUACAUCCAGCAGCAACUUUCCGAUUUCUGCUUUGACGCAACUGCAUCAGUCAUCCAGCGGAAUGAGUUUACCACCUAACAUUGUCAACACGAGCCAGGUGGCGGACCAAGUUUUGAUUCAGAGACUUUUGCUCGAUCAGCAGCAGUCAGAGUACUCCUACCAUUCCGAUCAAUGAAACCGUGCAAACGCUGCUUCGGGACUUGCAAUCGCUGACGCGUUCGUCGGCGACGAAUGGUGCGCCAGGAAACUAGUGCCAAUCCAAUUCUUUGUGUAGUUCGCCAUUUUCUGGUCUUGCUCGAAAGAGGGAGUCUGUGUCACCAAAAAUCCUAUUCCAGCAUCAACUUUCAAUUACAGUUAACUGUAAGACCUUCCCGAAAAAGGAUACGGUCCGUGAAGGGGCCAGGUCCUCGUAGAGGUGACAUAAUACAACCUGACGAAGCAUUCUGUAGCCUC